This is a messenger RNA of Trematosphaeria pertusa, 1798 nucleotides long. RefSeq lists its product as uncharacterized. Bases 290 to 1453 code for a protein of 387 amino acids. The transcript is spliced from 2 exons. Gene Ontology annotation, cellular component: nucleus. The record is from RefSeq and is a predicted model, not a curated record. Gene Ontology annotation, molecular function: ubiquitin protein ligase activity. Gene Ontology annotation, biological process: protein ubiquitination; interstrand cross-link repair. Lineage: Eukaryota; Fungi; Ascomycota; Dothideomycetes; Pleosporales; Trematosphaeriaceae.
GGGGUGUUGGCGUCAAGUCCAAUUCACCUCGAGUUGACUUAGCGCUUUCCGGCGGUUAGGCAGACACAUAUCUAUUACCCAAUACCAGGCACACAACAACACGCCAACAAUCCGUGCGGUCGCCUUGAUCAUAGAAGUCUAUAUACUGACGCACCUUUUCUCAGAAUUCAUAACGUUUGGCGACUCGGAUCAAGACCGUUCUCGCAAUAUCUACUACACGCAACUGCAACCAGGCAUUCCGCAGAGCAAAAUCGGAAGAGAGGGUUUGAGAGUUUGAACGCUGAGACUGAUGGCAGAGCCGCGUGCCUCCCCCGAGGACUCUCUCACGCGCUUACAUCCAGAACCCCCCUCCCUCGCAGAAGCGCAAACCGCCAUCCCCACCGGCAUCGUCCAACAAGCGGUCCUCAAUUUCGAAAACCGAAUAGCCUCCCACUCGCCCAGCGACGACAUAACCCUGAUCGAGCGCUCUCUAACCAACGUCGACAAUCUGAUCCGCACCGGCGACACAUAUGCCGGCCACCUGCGGCUAGCAGAGGCGCUGUCCCUGUCCCACCUCACCACAGGCCUCAUCAACUUCCUCCGCGACCACGACAACAUGUAUCGCUGCGCGGUGCGCAGCCGGCAUGCAGCAAACAUCGCGUCGCCGGACAUGGAUCUGCUGACACGCGUCGACAGGCGACUGGUCAACCUGCGCAACGUCUACUCGCUGAACAUCAUCACCGAGACGCGGUCGCCGCACGCCUGGCAGCGCAUGCGCGCGCAAGGCCAGUUCGAGCGCGAGAUCCGCGAGCUCGGCGCGGCCCUGCAGGACGAAACGAUCCGCAUCCUGCUGCGCAUGGACACGCUGUUGCCGCACCUCGCGGAGCCCGUGGAGAUGGAGAACAUCGGGCCGGACCACGACAUCGACGACUUCGGCCGCGAGAUCCAGCUCUCGGCUGCGGAUGCGAAGCUGCAGGAGGGAAAUGCACUGGGCCAGGAGGUGGACGAACACGAUCACACGCGCCGCUGCUGCAUCUGCCUCGAGGCGUACCACGGGCCCGAGCAUCCGGCGUUCUUCCUUACGCGCUGCGGUCACAUCGUCGGCAAGCCGUGCAUGGCGAACUGGCUGAACAGCACGGCGAGGAAUGCUAACCUGUGUCCUCACUGCCGGACGCCGCAGUGUGCGCGACGCCCGCGUCGGCCCGUACGGCGUUCGCUCGCAGAGAGGGAAGAGCAGGGCGAGCUGGAACUGCGGUUGCGCCGCUCGGGCGACCUGAUGCGCAGCGUGAGUGAGAUACAUGGGUGCUUGUAUGGGCGGGAGGCGGUGCGGGACUGGUUCGACGACGCGAUGAGGGCGCUCAAUGAGCGGUUCUUCUUCGAGGGCGUGGGGUUCGUCUUUGUGGCUGAUGAGUCGACGGAGGUGGGCUGGCGGCUGAGGAGGGCGGACUGGGGGGCGGCUGCGAUGUUGGAUUAGAGUUUGAGUAGGGAAAAGAGGGCUUGGAGGCCUUAGAGUGGUGGUGUUAUAUGGGGGUUAGAGGGGUGAAUGUAAAAGUAUCGGUAUGCGGAAGAGCCAGCCGGAAGACUUUCCGGUGGUUAUCCUUCGCGACGGAGUUGCAGGAUGAAUGUUGCGGCAUUGGUCUAUUGGGUAGAGGUUCAGCAUAAAGAAUUUCUGAAUACACUGGUACAAGUAGAAGGUAGUCUGUUCAGAAUUAUCCACUGAAGGCCUCCAGGAAGGCGAAUGUACAGCUAGAUGUGAGUUUGGGAGGUUAGGCCAGAGGUCGAAAGGUUGGGCGUAACUGGUCUUGGGAAAUGCUCGUCU